Pocillopora damicornis (cauliflower coral) is the source of this 2834-nucleotide messenger RNA. Its product is annotated as small ribosomal subunit protein mS39. Gene Ontology annotation, molecular function: rRNA binding; protein binding; ribosomal small subunit binding. Gene Ontology annotation, cellular component: mitochondrion. The record is from RefSeq and is a predicted model, not a curated record. Gene Ontology annotation, biological process: mitochondrial translation. NCBI's taxonomy places the organism in Eukaryota, Metazoa, Cnidaria, Anthozoa, Scleractinia, Pocilloporidae.
GUGGAGGACUGGUGUCGAGAAAAACAGUGCACAAGAUGGCGGCCUCGUUGGCCAUGUGUAGUCGCUGUGCACGAAAGUUAAAACAUAUUCGCGUAAAUCGGUCCCUAGCACUGAGACCACUAUGCACUGCACCCUCCAAGUCAUCUUCUGAUGAAUUAGAUGAUAAAGCCAUGUAUUUAGAAGCUCUAUAUGCUUCUUCCAGGAAAAGAGAUCCAUUAGCUGUGUUGAGAGCAUUGGAGUCAACUGUAAGACCUACACAUUUCAUGCCAAAUCCUGAGUUUAUUGAGGACAAUAAUUUGCUACCAAGAAACAAAAUCAUGAAGGAUCAAUGUUAUUGGGCCAAGAGGUCAGGUGUAGAAGCUGCUAAGUUUGUGAUCUCAAAUUGUCCAGGGAUUUUUCCUCUUUGGAAUGCAAACCCUGCUUGGAAAGUAGAAGGUGCACAAGCUAUUGAUGUUGAUGAUGUUCAAACUGAGGAUCAACUGAAAGUAUUAAUUAAGGGGAAGAGUGCCAGGAAUGCUGCCCAAGCCUUUGAAAAAUUCAAGGAACAAGGGGUUGAAGUGUCACUGGAAACACAAAAUAACUUGCUUGACCUGGUUGCCUUUAAACUGGGCACUGAAUCAGCUGAAGAGACUUUGACCUUAGAAGAAAAAUCCGAGUAUUUAGAGACUGGUGAUGCUGAUAUGGAUGAGAGUGAAACAUUUAGUAACGAUGAUGAUCUAAUUAACCCAGAGGAUGAUGGUGGUACAAUUACUGUUUUAUGGAACAGUGACAAUUAUGCGGAACAAUUGUUUAAAAGUAUGACAACCAAAGAUGGCCGAACAUAUGAAGCUAUGAUGCUAGGUUUGAUAAAGUUUAGAGCCUAUGAAAGAGCCUUUGAUAUGCUAAUCAAUGGAAUGAGAGCAAAUGGACACCAAGCUUCUCUGUUGACCUACAAUUAUCUAUUAAAGGGAAUCUCAAGAAUUGAAAAUUGGGAAAUGGCACAGAUUCUUGUCAAAGAAAUGGUUAAAGAACCUGUGGUCAUUCCUGAUCUCAUCACAUUCAAUUCCCUUAUGAGGGUUGCUGUUGUAGGAGUUAAAGAAGGAGGAAGGACAAGGCUUGUACUGUCCUUGAUGAGAGACAUGAAAGAUCUUGGAAUAGAGCCUUCUCUGGAAUCAUACACUCAGUUACUACGAGCAGAAUACCUGCCAUUUUGGAACAAGAAGAAGGAAAGGAAGCAGAAUAAACAACCAUUGAAAAAGAUGUUUGCAAGUCCUGCAGUUCUUGAUCUAAUUCUCACUCAACUGGAAUCUCUGCCCAAUCUCCCACCCAUUAUAGAUCCAGAAGAUAGCAACUUCCUCAACACAGCUAUGAGUGCAGCUAUUCUUUGUAUUGAUGCUAAUAUCGCAAUACGUGUGUACAACUUGGUGCAGAAAGACAGGAAUGUUUCUUAUCUUGGUGUGAAAUAUUCUCAGUUCUAUUCCACAUUUCUUGUGGCCCUUUCAACAUCAGAUGUGGAAUUUUCUUUGCUAUAUAAGUACUACAAAGAAAUUGUACCUGAGAAAAUUAGACCAAGAUCAUAUGUCUAUGUCACUCUUCUGAACCAGGCGUACAAGACUCACAAUGCAAAAAUUGCUCCACAACUCUAUCAGGAUAUGCAAAAGUAUAAAGUAGAGAUUUCAGAAAAUGUAGUCAGAGCAUUGAUUAAAACCCUUGCUGCAGCUGACAAUCCUGAGGAUCUUAAAAAGAACUUGGAAGUCAUGCACGAUGUUUUACAUUGGGUAGGAGUAUUCAAGCUAAGUAUUCCUCCACUGACCAUUGCUCUAAUCAUUCGGAUGUACACUGUAAACGAUAAACUAGAAGAAGCUUGGAAUUGUUUAGCGAUGUACAAUAAAGUAGAAGCCUUUCCACAUUUUUCAAGUCUCUUUAACAUACUGAAUCUGGCGGUGAAGAAAGGUGACAAAACCAAAGUAGUGGCAACUUUUGAGCUGAUAGCCAAGUAUGGGUUUGAAUUUAACAGUCGCAGACGAAGUCGUUAUUAUGAUGCAGUCGACCUUCCUCCUGAUAAAAGGAAACACAUCGACAAGUUAUUUGAAAGUUUAGCUGCUCUCGAAAAAAACAGGAAGAAAGCAAUAGACGCAGCAGCUAACUUGCCGGAUGAGGAUGAUGCCUCACAUAACCCAACAGAGAUUUAAGGAAAAGAGUAGAUGCAAAGUGCCCAAACGAAGAGCACAGAAAACAUCGCGGAAAUCUCUGAACAGUAAUAUAGACUUUGUUACAGUCAUUUGUCGUGGACGUUAAUUUUGUGUUUCGGAAGCGUUUUAUUUUUUGAACAACCUGCUAGUUCGCACACUUCCGUUAAUUGACACGCACGAAGUAUUAAGCAAAAUCGUUCCCAGGGUCUCUCCUCUUUCCACCCUACGGAGCUAGGGAGACUGGACAACGCUGUGGGGUCUUCUCUCUGUCGUUCUAAAUGGCUGAAGUCGGGAGAGAAGGGGUACUAUGGCGUUUUCAGUACAGUUUCAUAGGUCGGAAAGUGGUCAAUCUUAGCAAAUGGCAACAUACAGUAAACCAAUAAGAACUCAAAACAGAUGCAAGUAUGAGACACUAAGCGCGCAAACAAACAAACAAACAAACAAACGAAGGAAAAAAAUGUUUUUUUAGAUCAAGUUUUUAAAUGGCUCUUAAUGCAUCUCCUUACAGAUCGCAAGUAAAGUAGAAAUAAAGAAGAUUGUUUUGGACAGUUUCAACGUGCCGUUCACUUUGAAUAAUAUGCGUGUUUUGCGUCACACUACUACUGUUGUAUGCUUUCGGUUUAGGUCCGUUUGGUCACCUCACAAAUAAAAAUUUCAUCCGUA